AUGGCAAAAUUCUUCGCAUAUCAAAACACCUACUAACACAAUAACGAUAAUAAGAAGCUGAAAUUAAAACUUUAUAGCACUGAUUAUUGCCAAAAAAGAUGGAGUAUCCAAGAUGAAAAUUUUCCAUGUGUGACCUUAACAUAUAUUGAUUUAUAUGAACAAGUAGCAAUAUAUCAGCUGCAACUCUUAUAGCUCAUGAGAAAUGAAACUUACAAUAGUUUUUAUAAGCGAUAGAUUCUUGUAUGGGAUUUGAAGCUUUAAUUAAUCCUUUGUAAUUCAAUCAACACAAUCAGCAAAGGAUAGUUAGAUGGAAUGUAACUGUUUAAAUUUUAAAAAGUAGCUAUAGAACACAUGCACCAGAAAGGAAAUUUUAAUCAAUAACACAACAGCAUUUUUUUUCGUUUGUCAAUCACGCUAUAAGAAGAAGUGUUGAGGAAAAAUGGCAGGAACUAUCACUAUAUAAUCUUCAGAAGUAUUUAAAGAGAUAAAGAAAAUCAAUCUAAGAUUUUUUGGAUUGUGAAACAAUAUCUAAAAGAGAGUUUUUUUUUAAACAGUAGUAGAUUCAACUGCCUUAUAUUCAGAGGUUAGAAGAAGAGUUAUGCAUUGCAGGUUUUUGCGUUAUUCUAUACGUAAUAUGUAGGAGUUCAAUUCACAUAUAUCUGCAUCAGUAUUGAAUCUAGCGGAAGAUGAAUUACAACUCAAGGCAUUUAGGAUAAUUGGAAUCCCUGUAAACAAAUUUAACAUCAGCAUUCUGCAUUUCAGGAUGUUUUGCAUGGAUAUUUACACUGUCACCAACAUUAUUAUUAAGCAUUAUGACUUAAUUGCCAAAGACCAUGAUUAGUGUCUGUAAACUUUGAAAACGGUUCAAGAUUAUAAGAUAUACUAUUACUUUCUUAUAUAGAACAAUGUUUAACAAAUGAAACUCAUAUUAUAUUGA
Molecule: messenger RNA, 937 nt
Organism: Paramecium octaurelia
Lineage: Eukaryota; Ciliophora; Oligohymenophorea; Peniculida; Parameciidae
Source: the annotation of a GenBank genome assembly